GCGUAAAGAUUCGUCAAAUAUGCAGUCACUACUGAACAAGAAAACCGAUCAAAACCCUACCCAUUACAUCCAAACAUCUGUCUGCCAAUGGCUACCACCAACUCGCACGCUCAAAGCUCAUCAACUCCGGCCAAACCGGCGCUUCGAAAGCCGGUUUUUAUCAAAGUCGGUGACCUGAAACCGGAAACUGCCGGUCUAACGCUCAUCGCAAAGGUUCUUAGUUCUGAAAUUGUGUUGCAGAAGGGGCUUGUUGCGUCAGCGUCUUCUAAUGUUCGUAAUGUUCGUAUAGCUGAGUGUCUUGUUGGUGAUGAAACCGGUACUAUACUUUUUACUGCUCGUAAUCAUCAAGUUGAUCUUAUGAAACCUGGUACCAGUGUCAUCAUUCGAAAUGGAAAGAUCGACAUGUUCAAGGGGUCGAUGAGGCUUGCAGUUGACAAGUGGGGUCGUAUCGAAGUAACUGAUUCUGUCACUUUUGAAGUCAAAGAGGACAACAAUCUGUCGUUGAUGGAGUAUGAGCUCGUAAAUGUUGCUGAGUAGGUAACCGAACAACUGGUGUUUCGUAAGGUUUAUUUAUGCUUAUAUUAAUACUGGUAGCUUGAUUUAGUAUGGUGGAGAAGACGGAUCUUUUUGCGUUAUUAUGAAAAUUAUGUUGUGCUGGUUAAGUUUCGACUGAAGGAAUGUUUUGGCUCUUCUGUUUAUAUAUUAUAUGAUUCGUAGACUUUAAUCA
Messenger RNA from Helianthus annuus (common sunflower), 727 nucleotides. RefSeq lists its product as uncharacterized. NCBI's taxonomy places the organism in Eukaryota, Viridiplantae, Streptophyta, Magnoliopsida, Asterales, Asteraceae. The record is from RefSeq and is a predicted model, not a curated record. The transcript has 2 exons. The coding region runs from base 88 to 537 and encodes 149 amino acids.